Dendrobium catenatum is the source of this 1983-nucleotide messenger RNA. RefSeq lists its product as uncharacterized. The coding region runs from base 1 to 1983 and encodes 660 amino acids. The record is from RefSeq and is a predicted model, not a curated record. NCBI's taxonomy places the organism in Eukaryota, Viridiplantae, Streptophyta, Magnoliopsida, Asparagales, Orchidaceae. The transcript is spliced from 5 exons.
AUGGUGGAAGAUGAGAGUCUGAUUGAGCAGGUUUUUAUUCAGUUUUUUGAGAAGAAAUGGAGGAGCCGUGAAUGUCAGCUGACGGGGUGGCCAAGGAUUGCUGCAGAACAAAAAUUGAGCUUACUGGAUAUGAAUUUCCUGGAUGCAGAAUUUCUCUUGGAAGAAUGCAAGGAGGCUAUUUUUCAGCAAGGUAAUAACAAAUCAUCUCGGGUAGAUGGAGUUACCUUCUCAUUUUUUAAAUGCUAUUGGAAGCAUGUUGGAGACAGUACAUGGAAGGCUAUUAGUAUUUUUUUUAUUUUUGGGAGUAUGCACAAUGAGUGGAAGGAUACCUUGAUUGUUCUUAUACCCCAAGUGAAGAAUCCAAUUGUACCAUCUAAUUUUCGGCCCAUCAGCUUGUGCCAAACUACUUAUAAGAUUGUUUCCACUAUGUUAGUAAAUAGACUGAAGAAGCUUAUGCCUAAGAUAUGUUCUGAAGAACAGAUGGCCUUCAUUCCAGGCAGAUCUAUGUCUGAACACUGUAUCUUAGCCCAUGAGAUCUUUCACAGGUUUAAAGUUUCUAAGAACAAAAAAUGGUGUAUGGUGGUAAAACAUGACAUGGAACAGGCUUAUGAUAGCAUGGGGUUUCUUAUGGAAUGCAUGGUAAAUGUGAGGUUCUCUAUUAUCUUAAAUGGGAAGAUUCUGAAAUGGAUCAGUGCUUGUAGUGAUGAUGUACUUGUGUUUUCAAAAGCUAUUUGCUCUUCGGCCAACUUAGUGAAGAAAAUUGUUAAAGAUUUUUGUAGGUGGACUGGGCAGAAUGUGAACAUCAAUAAAUUCCAAAUUAUGUUUGGGAAAGUGGUUAGCAGACAUCAAAGAAACAAGGUGGUUGAAAUACUUGGAUUCAAAGUUGUGAAGGAAUGGAAGUACUUGGCUAUCAAGAUAUCUCUUAGGAGAUUAAAGGUGGCAGAUUUUCAUGAUUUCUUGAGCCAAGUUAUGGAUAGAUUAAAUGUGUCAGAUGGGAAGAAGGGCUUACAUUAUGUGACGUGCAGUGAGAUUUGUAAGCCAAGAUGUGUAGGAGGAUUGGGUGUGCAAUCUUUAGCUAUCAGAGCAGGUAUAUUGCGGACUAGAUUGGCUUGGAAUUAUAUCCGGAACCCAAUGACUCUUCUUCACCGAACUGUUACAGCCAAGUAUAGAGAUGUGGUCCUGGACAGGAUCUGUAAAAAAAAUGCAUCUUUUUCUAUGCAAAUACUUAAAGAUGGUGGAAUACAGCUUAAAAAUAUUGUGAGAUGGAAGGUUGAAGCGCUUAUCUCUAAUGAGGGUAACUGGGAUGAGGGAAAACUUAAGAUGUUCUUCCAGGAAGAGUUUAUAUUGCUUAUCAUGCAAGUUAAAAUUGAUACAGUGGUAAAGAUGGAUAGGCUGGAAACUAUCAGUAAGCUGUCGGGUAGAUCUUUAUCAGCCUUGGCAUAUGAUUUUGUGUUUAGAGAUAAAUAUAUGGAUGAUGAUGGAGGUUUUGGUAUGUGGUUGAAGAACAUUAUGUUUAAUAGCAAGGUGGAACUUUUUUGGUGGCGACUAAGUAAAUUUUCUAUUCCUAACAAUCAUUUCCUCAAGUAUAGAAAAAUUGCUAGUGAUGACUCUUGUGCUAGAGGGUGUCAAGAGGUAGAGAAUUAUGAACAUAUUGUGGUUCAUUGCAAAUACCUUAAUGAGGCUUUUUCCGCUAUUCAUGGUUGGGGAUUUGCUCUUCCUAAGUUUCAUUCCCUGGAUGAUUGCUUAGAGGAAAUGAGGAGAAGUUCGGCCAAGAAUAAGAGUAUGGUGAGACUUUACUGCACAGGAGUUUUUUUGUUUUGGAAAAACCGCAACUUAGUGAAGCACGGUAGAGCUGCUAUGACUAGUAGCUUGGUGGCGGCAAAUGUCAUCUCUCUCUCCACAUUUAAAAAUAAUCUAUAUCUAGAUAGCUGGGUACUAAUCUACCACGGGAGUCUACAACAACUUGGCACCCUCCACCGCUAG